Messenger RNA from Paralichthys olivaceus (Japanese flounder), 2188 nucleotides. RefSeq names its product paired like homeobox 2Bb (gene phox2bb). Gene Ontology annotation, molecular function: DNA-binding transcription factor activity, RNA polymerase II-specific; RNA polymerase II transcription regulatory region sequence-specific DNA binding. NCBI's taxonomy places the organism in Eukaryota, Metazoa, Chordata, Actinopteri, Pleuronectiformes, Paralichthyidae. The record is from RefSeq and is a predicted model, not a curated record. Gene Ontology annotation, biological process: regulation of transcription by RNA polymerase II; enteric nervous system development.
GCUAGGUUCCUAUAAAGGAGGCCAGUUUUGGAGCAGGCGCUGAGCAGUGAACAUCUACCCACCGUCCAGCCUCCUUCCAUCCAGUCCAAACCAAAUCCUCUUUCCCCCAAACUCAGACCGCGCGUCCUGCUCGUUCUCAUUUUUUUUAUUUUCCUUUCCAACCCAGGUUUUUUUUUGGGGGGGCUGUUUUUCUUUGCCGUGUUUUUUUGUUUCUCGGGAAGUGCAGCUUUCUAACUCCACCGAGUCUUCUCAAAUGUAUAAAAUGGAGUAUUCUUACCUAAAUUCCUCUGCCUACGAGUCAUGUAUGGCCGGGAUGGACACGUCGAGCUUGGCAUCGGCCUAUGCGGACUUCAGCUCGUGCAGUCAGGCCAGUGGCUUUCAGUACAAUCCCAUCAGGACCACGUUCGGGGCCACCUCCGGCUGCCCGUCCCUCACGCCGGGGUCCUGCAGCCUGGGGACCCUGCGGGACCACCAGAGCAGCCCGUAUGCCGCAGUUCCCUACAAACUGUUCACGGAUCACGGAGGACUGAACGAGAAGAGGAAGCAGAGGCGCAUCAGGACCACGUUCACCAGCGCCCAGCUGAAGGAGCUGGAGCGGGUUUUUGCGGAGACGCACUACCCGGACAUCUACACCAGAGAGGAGCUCGCACUCAAGAUCGAUCUGACUGAAGCCAGAGUGCAGGUGUGGUUUCAAAACCGACGCGCUAAGUUCCGCAAGCAGGAGCGGGCUGCUGCAGCUGCCGCAGCGGCUGCCAAGUCCAAUUCUGGGAAGAAGUCCGACUCCAGAGACGAAGACAGCAAAGACAACAAAUCCACCGACCCAGACAGCACAGGAGGCCCGGGCCUCAACCCGGUGCCCACCUCCAACUGCGGCGGACCGAGCCCCACCGGCGUGCAGGUCAACACCACCGGGAACGGACAGGUGGACCAGGUGAAGACCUCCGUGUCCACCGGGAUGGCGGUGACAGCACCGAGCCAAGGCUGGGCCACCGCCCCGGGGACCAUCACCUCGAUCCCGGACUCGCUGGGCGGGCCGUUCGCCAGCGUACUGUCGUCGUUGCAAAGACAGAACGGAGCCAAAGCGACUUUAGUAAAGACCAGCAUGUUCUAAUGAGGCUGAAUGAAGGGAGGAGGAGAAAACACAGAGCGGAGGAGAAGAGAAGUUUUCCUCCUUCUCCAGAGACUGAAAAGCAAAUUGCUCCAGACUCACACGGACAAUAAAACGCAGUUAAUUAAACAGAAGAUGAUGACAACAACUCCUGUUCUUUUAUUUUGAAGCCUUGCACCGUUUCUUGUGGUCAGUUAAAAACACGUUCGCUGUAAAAUAUCCAUCCUGGCAAGUCGUUUGUUUUUCUUAAAACAAGUUGGGUGGAUUGUUUCAGGACUGAAUAUCUAAAGACAAUAACUUGUGUUGAGAUGAUUCAUGAGUCCAUCAAAAAUAUUCCUCGUGUUUUAAGGGAAAAAAACCACAACAACCACAAAAACACACACAUUUCAGAGUGAGCAGUGGAUGAAGAGACUCGUUAAAGCGAAUAUUUGAGGAAGUGCUCAUGAGCAAACACCGACGUCAAGAGUUCAACAGCUGCUUUGUUCGGUAGAGACACUUCACGAGGACAAACCCACGAACCCUGAAACUACAAACAUCCAAAACCUUCUGUGGAAGAACUACAGCUGAGUUUCGUUUCUUUAAAUUAUCGAUAUAAACACAAUUAUUUCCUCGAGAGAAGAAAAAAAAAAAUAAGGCACAAACCUCUGCAAUGUUCGCCCCCCGACAGGAGAGCUGUGUGUUUUGUGUGUCUUUCUACGGCAGUGUUUUUGUGGCUCAAAUUGUAUAGUGUGAAUACGUAUUACUGUCUCCUAUAGUUGAACCAUAGGCCAUACUCCCUCGUAGAUCGAUCAUACAGAGUCUUUUUUGAUGUUUUACAAAGAUUUCCCUUGGAAGAAUUUAUUUUGGGUAUAAAAAAAAAAAAGGGGAAUGGAUGCAAACAUUGUAUUUAUUUCUAUAUAAGUUGCAUGUUGUCUCUUUGUCUGAUUUUACAAUGAGUUCCCUCCCAUUUUGUGAGCAUUAUGUAACAUGUUUUGUCCAGGAUCUGAAAGUUAUUUAUAUGUAGGUAAUGAAUGCUUAUAUUUAAGAAGGAAAUAUUUCUACAUGUGCACAUAGUUUUCCAGGUGUACCAUUGAAAUGGUU